Molecule: messenger RNA, 435 nt
Organism: Gaeumannomyces tritici R3-111a-1
Lineage: Eukaryota; Fungi; Ascomycota; Sordariomycetes; Magnaporthales; Magnaporthaceae
Exons: 4
Coding region: 1-435 (144 amino acids)
Source: RefSeq, a predicted model, not a curated record
AUGGAUGCAUCUUGUCAGUGCGGCGCCGUGGCCUUCAAGACCCCGCUGCCGGAGCCCCUGGCGCUCUACAUCUGCCACUGUACCUCGUGUCAGCGCCAAACGAGCACCAAGAAUGUGGUCUCGAUAAAAGGCGGCUGUAUCAGCGGCCUCGACUGGAAAAAGGCGGUCCACAUAUGGACUCGAUCGGCCAUGGUACCAAUCCCCGAGGCAAGUCUGAUUCUCAAUUUCCAUGGGAGCGAGUCUCACUCGGAGUGGUCCUCCAGCGAGACCCAGGAAUCGCUGAGCCAGCCCGACACCCCGUCCCGGUCGCUUCAGGGCAACGGCUGGGAGCUGGAUGAAGAGGCCGAACAAGCCGAGCGAGCCCGUCAGCUGCGCGACGCCUCGAGUGCGGAUGCGACACCGGAUAGUGCGUUGCACGAGAUGGUGCACGUCUAG